AAGUAUAAAAGAGCAUGAUGUUAGAACUAAUAUUGCAUACCAAUUCGAGGACAAGUGCAGUUUGAAAAUAUUUUUUUGUCUGACUAUCAUACACUGCAGUCAAAUGGGAGCAGGAUUUUCUAACGACGAUGAAAAUGACAAGACUGGUGCUUUAUUCCAGGCAAUACGCAGCGAGAAAUUUCAGAAAGCUACAGCUCUGAUUUCAAAUGGCGCAGGAGUCAACUGUAUAAAUUAUUUCGGAAAAACACCAUUGAUAGAAACAUGUCGGAGUCAUCGGACAUCAAGCAGAAGCUUUAGCACAGUUGAAUGUGAGAGAGAACGUUUUGUCAAAUUUCUUAUUAACAAUGAUUGUGAUACCAGCAAGUAUGAUAUAUAUGGAUGGACAGCUCUUAUGUAUGCAGAGAAAAAUGGCCAUGAUAAGAUCAUUGAUGUUUUAGAUGAAGAAGAAAAGGAUAUAGAUAUUGAAGAUUCAUUCGCUGAAAGACUAUUGAUAUCAACAGGAAAUGUCAGCCAUCAAACUACGAAAAUCGUGGCAAACUGAAAGACAGCAUUAUAUUUAACAAUGUUUUCAAAAUAUUGCUACACUUAUAUGAUAUACUUGGAAAACAUGUUCUGUACUCGGCAAUUCCAUUAACGUUAAUUGGCCUGACGAAUAGUUCAAGAGGCAACCUUGGUCAAUAUUGAUAAUUUAUCAAAGAUAAAGAUUUGCUUGAAAACAAAACUAGACGCAAUGGAGAUCUAAAGCACCCUUAUAUUCCUUGGUUGAUUGGUUAUUGCUUUAAAUUAUAUUAGACGAAACAUGUAUAUUAAAGCUUAUUGUAUAGUUAUUUUGGCCUAUUCAGUUUCUGUUACUUAGCAAAAAGUAAAAUCACAAAA
This is a messenger RNA of Mytilus trossulus (common blue mussel), 876 nucleotides long. Its product is annotated as POTE ankyrin domain family member B-like. The record is from RefSeq and is a predicted model, not a curated record. The coding region runs from base 104 to 541 and encodes 145 amino acids. The transcript has 2 exons. Gene Ontology annotation, molecular function: protein binding. NCBI's taxonomy places the organism in Eukaryota, Metazoa, Mollusca, Bivalvia, Mytilida, Mytilidae.